Molecule: messenger RNA, 3615 nt
Organism: Lutzomyia longipalpis
Lineage: Eukaryota; Metazoa; Arthropoda; Insecta; Diptera; Psychodidae
Gene: CaMKI
Product: calcium/calmodulin-dependent protein kinase type 1
Exons: 6
Coding region: 483-1628 (381 amino acids)
Biological process (GO): protein phosphorylation
Molecular function (GO): ATP binding; calcium/calmodulin-dependent protein kinase activity; calmodulin binding
Source: RefSeq, a predicted model, not a curated record
GUAUCGCACUGCAGAACGUCAUGUUUGCCUCAAUGCGACUAACUUGUGUGCGUGUGUAUGAGUGCGGAUUUUGCUGAGAAAAGUCGUCCCCCAAACGAUGCUCGCGGUCAAAGAGCAUGAGAGCUGUGGGUGAAAAAACUGUGUUUUAUCUGUCACAAAGAGAAGCAAUUAUUCCCAAAUUGGGCCACGCGUGAGAAUUUCUUCAUUCGCGUGUUUUUGAUGUGCUGGAAACGCGUGUAAUUGUUGUACGUCUGUUGCGUGCCCAAGGAUAACGAGGAGAGAGAGUGAGAGAGAAGAGAGAGGACCUUUCUUUUAUUUUUAUUUGUAACUUGGAUUGGGGCUAAACGAGAGAGGGUGGUCGGAUGUUUUCCGCGAAUGGUGGUGCCACCUGCUGAAUCUCACGACGACUAAAAGUGGGUGCUUACACCCCCUCCCGCUCCCUCCAGAACAACAAAAUAAACCCAAAAAAAUAAAUAAAUAAAAUGCCGCUCUUUGGCAAAAAGGACUCCAGCAAAAAAGCCAAAACGGGACGCGAUGCUGGACGUGAUCCCGAAAAGAGUCCCGCCAUUGAGGACAAGUAUACCCUCAAGGAGCUCCUGGGAACAGGUGCCUUCUCCGAGGUCAGACUCGCUGAAAGUCGCGACACACCUGGGCAGCUAUUUGCCGUGAAGAUAAUUGACAAGAAAGCCCUCAAGGGCAAGGAGGAUUCACUUGAGAAUGAAAUUAAAGUACUACGAAGGUUCAGUGCUUUACAAAAUGAGAGCGAUGGUCAAAACAACGGACCGGGGCUCACUCAUCCAAAUAUUGUGCAAUUACUUGAGACUUACGAGGAUAAAUCGAAGGUGUACCUGGUGAUGGAAUUAGUAACUGGUGGUGAACUAUUCGAUCGUAUCGUCGAAAAGGGUUCAUACACCGAAAAGGACGCCUCUGGGCUCAUACGGCAGGUGUUGGAAGCCGUUGAUUACAUGCACGAUCAGGGUGUGGUACAUCGUGACCUCAAACCCGAAAAUCUCCUCUACUACAGUGCCGAUGAUGAUAGUAAAAUCAUGAUAAGUGACUUUGGGCUGUCAAAAAUGGAAGAUUCCGGCAUUAUGGCAACUGCAUGCGGUACCCCGGGCUAUGUGGCACCAGAAGUGCUAGCACAGAAGCCCUACGGGAAGGCUGUUGAUGUAUGGAGCAUAGGUGUUAUCUCCUACAUCCUCCUAUGUGGCUAUCCACCAUUUUACGAUGAAAACGACGCAAAUCUCUUUGCGCAAAUUCUCAAGGGGGAAUUUGAAUUUGACUCACCGUAUUGGGAUGAAAUUAGUGAGUCAGCAAAGGAUUUCAUACAGAACCUAAUGUGUGUCAACGUCGACAAGAGGUAUACAUGCAAGCAAGCUCUAGCGCAUCCCUGGAUUUCAGGAAAUGCUGCAAGUAACAAGAAUAUUCACGGAACUGUUUCGGCGCAACUUAAGAAGAACUUUGCAAAAUCACGCUGGAAGCAAGCCUACCAUGCUGCCACAGUUAUCCGUCAAAUGCAACGAAUGGCCCUGAGUAGCAGCGGUUCGGCCACAAAUCAAGCAGCAGGACGGAGUGGCGAUACAGCAGACGCGAUAAGUUCGUGCAUUAAUGGUGGUGCAUCAAAGUGAAUCUCCUGGUACUCUCUAUCACGAUAGAGGAGUACCCGGAGCACACAAUCCUGCUCUCUACCGCAAUUAGUCCCCCACAGUCCAUUUUGCAAACUAUAUAUAUGAGAAAACAAAACGUCUGUGUUGCGGCUCAAAACCUUAUCUAUUCCAUUUUUAUUAUUCUUACUAUAUACCUAUACUAUACAUACUUGUUAUAUCUGGGCAAACUAUUUACUUAUUGUUAAUUGUUUUAUUUUUUUUAGAAAGUCUCAAAGACCUUUUUUAUAUUAUUUUUUAUUUUUUGUAAUUUAACACUUCUUUUUUGUUUUUUAUAUGAUUUUGGUUUUUAUCUGUUAUAUAUUUUUUUUACUAUUUUCUCUAUUUUAUUUGUUUUUUAAUAAACUUCCAUGACUAAUAAAAAAAUCGAAUAUAAUUAUUGUAAUUUGUAAAAAAAAAAGAAGAAAUUUUAAAUGUAUUUUGAUAAAUUUAAUCUCUCUAUCUCCCUCUAUCUCUUCUAAAACUUAAUUGUAAAUAGAUUUUAGUGAAAAAAAUGAAGAAAAGUUCACAUUAAUUAUAAAACAAAAAUUAGGUAAAAAUUGAGAUGGAAGUUGUAAUACUUUGGAGUUUCUUUUGCUUGAAAAAAUAAAUUUAAAAAAAAAACGUGUCGAUAGCCAAAGAAUGCGUAUACAAAGUGCAAGAAAAAAAAAUCUUUCUAAAUAAAACAUUAAAAAGAAAAAAUAUACUUAUGUGAUCUUCACAAAAAAAAAAACAUUUUUAAAAAAUUAAUAAGAAAAAAAAACUCUUUUAGAGAUGAAUCAGUGCAAUUGGCGGUUUUCAAAGCAAAAAAAUAUAUUCAUCGGUAUUUACUUGAUCUUCCGGAAUCUCUGUCUUAGACAACAAAUAAUAAAUAUAUAAAAAGAAAACUUAACUCGAAGAAUUUCUCUUAUUAUAAAAAAAACUACUUAUAACUAUUAAAUAAAAAACAAAAAAAAUAAAAAUGAUGAAAAUGUUAUUGAAGUAAAACAAAAAAAAAACACAAAACUUUAAGAAAAAAAAUCACAUUGUUGAAUUUGUUGAAUGAAAUAUUAUGAAGCCAAUAUAUUGUGAAUGAUUGUGGGUUUAAGGUGGCUCGAUGUCGAAAAAGGAAAACAAAUAAAUAAUUAAAGGAAAAAGAUGAAAAAUAAAUAAAAUAAAAUGAAACUUAUAGUUAAAAGUUGAAUGCAUAAGCUAAAAGCAAACAACACGUUUUUGUCAAGUUUUUAAAACAAAACGAGGCUGAUUUUAUUCUGUGAUCUUAUAGUGUGUGAAGGAAAACUUAAAAAGAAAAACAAACAAAUAAAAAAACUUGGGAAUUACCCGCCAUAUUGAAAUGUGCAACAAAAGAAAAAAAAGUUUAAAAGAAAAAUUGCUGAGAAAACAGAAAAGAAUUUUUUGUAUAUAAAAAAUAUUCCUUCUCUGUCUUUUUUCCAUUUUCUUAAACAAAAUUUUUUUUUAAGUAUUGAAAGCGGCCUAAAAAGGGCAAUAAAUCCAACAUUUCCUCUAUCUUUUUAUUUCUUAAUAAAAAAAAAACAAAACAAAUAAAACGUAAAAAGAAUAUAAACCAACAGCUACGUAACAUUUCCAGAUAAAAGCAAUUUAUUUUAUUUUUUGUUCAGAACGAAUCACACAAAAGACUCCGAAAAAGUAAUUCAGUUUCUCUCUUAUUUUUUAUUCUCAAAUUAAGAAAAAAUCACUAAAUAAUUAAAAAAAAAAAACACUCAACCCGGUUAAAAGACAUGCAUGGCAAGUUAUAUUGGGAUGACGAGGCAACACUUAAAAAUAAACUAAAAGAAGAAUAUUAUAUAUAUGGACACAUAGUCACCUUAGAAAUGGUUAAAUUUGUAACGUAUUGACUUAAAAAUGAAAAAAAAAGAAACAUAGACAAUGUGUGAAAAACAUAAAUUAAUGUAAAACGGGAUUUAUGAUGGAGGAUGCAUCCAAACAGAAUAAACACAUUAAAAGAAAAAAA